CACGCAUAGCUGUAACAGCAGCAGGAUUGUAGUGAAAGCGACUCAGAAAUUCCAGUUUUAAUUAAAAUAAUUUAAAACGUUUAGCAAUGUUGUGGCUUUAUAUCUUCAGUUUAGCUAUCAAAAUCGCAGUGACAGCAAAGAGCACCGGUAGCGAUCGUAACAGCAUCCCCAUGAACAGGCUCUACACCUCCACGACCGCCCGUAAUAUCCGCUCACAUCGCCCUGUCAAGUUGUCCAUAGAGCCAGAGCCAGUAAGGCCUAACUGGCGGUAUGAUACUGCAGCAACAUGGCCAGGCCGCCUCUGCCAGGAGGGAGUAGGAACGCGCCAAUCCCCCAUCAAUAUCAUAACAGAGUUGGUAAAGCCUGACUCGGGCAAAGACUUCAUCAAGUACGGCCCGCUACGGCUGCAUGGGUACCAGAGCGUGCUAGUGUCUGGAGUCAACAAUGGACGGACAAUCCAGUUCACAAUGGAUGGCGAUGAAGCCAUGCACCCAACAUUGACCGGAGGCCCGCUGCAGUACCUCUACAGACUCGAGCAGCUGCACUUCCACUGGCUAUCUGAGCACGCCGUCAACGGAUUCAAGUUUCCUAUGGAGAUCCACUUUGUCCACAUCCGGGCUGAUCUUUCUGCAAGUGAGGCCCUGCGGAAGCGAGAUGGCAUUGCCAUAAUCGCUGUAUUUGGAACUAUAAAGUCGGAGAUAGAAAACGACGACGCCCUCAUAGCGAGCGAGAUGAUGGAGGAGGUGGUACGAGAACUGCCGCUGCUGAACCGGCACGGGGACCGGCUCAGCGGGGUCGUGCUGAACAUGUCAAAGCUUCUAACGCCAAACCAGCAGUCUUACGUGACGUACUCCGGAUCUCUGACGUCACCAGAGUGUAACGAAGUUGUCACAUGGAUCAUACUGGACAACCCCGUCUUCAUGACUUACGGACAGUACAAAGAGUUCUUAUACCUGGCCAAGACCCGGUUCAACUUCCGUCCCCUCCAGGAAUCCAACAUCACGGUGUACCGACCGGCCGUGAAGGGACCAACACCAGUGGUCUUCGGCGUCAUCGCCAACAUGUACAAUUAUGUUGCUAGCUUCCUCAAAAGCAUUAAUAGGAUGAUGAAAAGCGAGCCAGUUAGAACGCAAUAUUAGCAAAUUCAUGUUAAAUAGAAGACAUAUACAUAGUAAAGUGACGCAACAUCGGAUUAAGUCUCAUACCAAUCCAAUAAUCAUGAAUAGUGAUACAAAACAAAAUGAAUUGCCGUUCGAUUUUAAAUCUUACCAGUAAAAGAUAGAAUAUUAAAUGCAAUAGCAUUUCAUUUUGAGUUGUACCACUGUUCAUGAUAAGCAACGAAUAUGUUUCAGUUGAAAAGGACAAAGUGCCGUAUUAGAAAUCCCACUUUAAAGUGUAAAAAAUUGUGUACCUAUUUAAUUCAGUGACCCCAGCUGAAUCCUCUGUUUCUGCUUACGGAUAU
Molecule: messenger RNA, 1462 nt
Organism: Cydia fagiglandana
Lineage: Eukaryota; Metazoa; Arthropoda; Insecta; Lepidoptera; Tortricidae
Product: carbonic anhydrase 1-like
Exons: 9
Coding region: 87-1139 (350 amino acids)
Molecular function (GO): carbonate dehydratase activity; zinc ion binding
Source: RefSeq, a predicted model, not a curated record